Messenger RNA from Insectozyma verbasci, 846 nucleotides. Lineage: Eukaryota; Fungi; Ascomycota; Pichiomycetes; Serinales; Debaryomycetaceae. The record is from the annotation of a GenBank genome assembly.
AUGUCACGAAUAAGAGAAACAAAAUUAAUUCUAUCAAAGAUUAAAUUUAAUUUAAAUGAAUUGAAUGAUUUAAUUGAUGAAAGAUUAAAUAUAUUAGAUUUAAAUUUGCAACCUUCAAAAAAUGAUGAUUUUGAAUUAAUAAAUAAUUUACAAAACAUUGUGAAAAAUUUUAAAUUAAUUGAAGAAAUUAAUAUUAAUAAUGAUGUUGAUAAUUUAUUAUUAUCUCAAUUUAAAUCAUAUAUAAAUCAAUACAAUUCAUUAUAUAAUAAAUUAAUUAAUGAUUCAACUAUAGAAAUAUCUGAGUACCAAUUUGAGUAUAAAGAAAAAUCAGUAAUGAAAAAGGAUGAAAUUUUAAUUAAAUCAGUUAGAUUUAAAGAUAACCCCGACAAAGAAGAUGAUGAUGAUGAGGAGGAGGAGGUGGAGGUGGUAAAUAAUAAUAAUAUUGAUAAUACGAAUGCAAGUCAAUUAAUGGGAACUAAUAUAAAUAAUAUAAAUACUUUUAAACCUUAUAAAGAUGAACCAGAAGAUGAAGUAGAAUCUAGAAAUAAUCAUCAAUUAUUUGCACAACAUCAACAAACUAUGAUGAACCAAGAUGAAGAUUUAAAUUUAUUACAUCAAUCUAUAAAUAGACAACAUUUAAUGUCACAAGAUAUAAAUUCAGAAAUAGAUGAUCAUUUAAUUAUAUUAAAUGAUUUAGAAAGUGGUAUUGAAAAUUCACAAUCAAAUUUACAACUUGCAAAUAAAAGGUUAAAUAAAUUUAGACAAAUAACUAAAGAAAAUGGUAGUUUAAUUACAAUAAUAAUAUUAACUAUAAUAUUAAUACUUUUAUUAAUUGUACUCAAUUAA